This is a messenger RNA of Mercenaria mercenaria, 633 nucleotides long. RefSeq lists its product as uncharacterized. Bases 1 to 633 code for a protein of 210 amino acids. The record is from RefSeq and is a predicted model, not a curated record. Lineage: Eukaryota; Metazoa; Mollusca; Bivalvia; Venerida; Veneridae. The transcript is spliced from 4 exons.
AUGGCAGCUCGUAAGUUCUUGUUUGAUGAAACUAGUGACACAGAAGUAGAAGACAGUGUUCUGUCCUUAUCUAUUAUCAGCAGACGCAGUACUGUCAGAGUCACAAGUGUCACACACACCGAAAGUUCUACGGCUGGUGCUGUUCCAAAUUACAGUCAGGCAGAAACACAGGAGCCAAGCUGCUAUGCAUAUUUUGAGUACAGUCAGAGUAAUCACUGUGAAGGUGAAACUGAGGCUGACUAUUGUGAAGGUGAAACUGAGGCUGACUACUCUGGGCCUGGCAGUAAUUUAGAGUUAGGUAGCUUGCCGCAAACCGAAGCUCUUCUUGGACCCUCACAGCUGACACUAAACAACCUACCAACUGUAACACAGGGGUUGUAUUCACAGUUUGAUCUGUCAAAUGAAGAGCUUACUUUUUCUACUGAUGAUGAAGAGUUACCUCAUUUACACUCGCUUAAUGAAGUGAAUGUACACAGGAAAGCACAGACAGUAAUUACACCUGGUAACAAUGCCUUUUCCUUUUCUUUCGUCUACACUGGAGACAGUUUAGUGUGUGAUGGAGAACUCCAAGGUGAAACAAUGACACAAACAAUUAUUACAGGAAAAGUCUGUGGAGAUAAAUUCACUGACUAA